Messenger RNA from Cajanus cajan (pigeon pea), 576 nucleotides. Its product is annotated as B3 domain-containing protein At2g33720. Gene Ontology annotation, molecular function: DNA binding. NCBI's taxonomy places the organism in Eukaryota, Viridiplantae, Streptophyta, Magnoliopsida, Fabales, Fabaceae. The record is from RefSeq and is a predicted model, not a curated record.
AUGAGUUUAAAACCACAAAUCCUAUCAAAGUUGACAUUCAUCCCUUCCAUCAUGAGCAAUCCUCAUGCAGAUGAAAGAGAGAAGUGUCAAAAGAAGAGAAAAUCCACCAUAUGUGAGUCCUCUAGCCUUAGGACACCAAGGAGAAGAUAUUGCAACAACAAAAAUGAAGAAGAGAUGAACACGGAAGUUUCAACAACAUUGAAGUUUUACGAUGACCCAUGGAAGAUCAAGAAGACAAUAACUGAUAGUGAUUUGGUAAUCUUAAGUAGACUCUUGUUGGCUGCAUAUUUGGUCAAAAAACAAAUUCUUCCUAUAUUGGGUGUAGAUCAUGUAAGAGUUGCAGAAACCGAAGAAGGGUCCCCAGUUAGUGUUUGGGACAUGGACACAAAAUCCAUGCACCAACUCAUUCUAAAGCGAUGGUCUUCAUCCAAGAGCUACUUUCUUAUUGGAAAAUGGAACCAAGAUUUCGUGAGAAGAAGAGAUCUAAAGAAAGGUGAUGAGAUUGGUUUUCAUUGGGAUCCAUAUAAUUAUGUUUUCAAUUUUUGUGUUCUUAAACGAGUUAUUUCAGAGAAUUAA